UGAAGCUUCUGUCUGUGAAUAUUUCAAAGUGCUGGCAAGUGGAGCAGGGAGAAACAACAUGGGAAGUAAGAUUAUUUCGCUUCUCGUGGUGGGGGUCCUCACAGCAUAUUAUGUUUAUACCCCUCUCCCAGACAACAUUGAGGAGCCAUGGAAAGUCACGGGGCUGUUCAUGGCAGCAAACACUAUAAAUGCGUUGGCUCACUUUGGUGAACUACUGGGAAUCAGCCAUUACUUGAAGACUCUAAAUUUCUUCGUGAGCUUGCUAGAUGUCCCAGCCAGAUCAGACGAAAAUGUCACUGUGACGGAGACAACUUUCAACAAUGUUCCUGUCCGUGUUUAUAUACCGAAUCGAAAGUCAGAGGCACUAAGAAGGGCCAUAUUUUAUAUUCAUGGUGGUGGUUAUUGUUUAGGGAGUUUUGCUAAUUUGAAUUAUGACACGCUGUCAAGACAAACAGUUAAUAGACUUGAUGCCGUCGUCAUUUCAACCAACUACAGACUUUCACCUCAAUACCACUUUCCAAGUCAAUUUGAAGAUAUAUAUAAUUCAUUAAAGUGGUUCCUACGCCCAGAUGUUCUUAAAAAAUAUGGUGUUGAUCCUGAAAGAAUUGGUGUUUCUGGAGAUAGUGCUGGAGGAAACUCAGCUGCAGCAAUAUCUCAACAGCUCCUAGAUGAUCCAGAUGUCAAGAUCAAACUCAAGAUACAGUCUUUAAUUUAUCCUAGCCUUCAGUUUCUUGAUAUGGAUUUACCAUCUACUCGGGAAAAUGGACAUUUCCCAGCUUUGACCAAAUCACUUUUGGUCAGGUUUUGGAGCGAAUACUUCACCACGGACAGAUCACUUGAAAAAGCCAUGUUCUUCAAUCAACAUGUACCAGUGGAAUCAAGCUAUCUCUUCAAAUUUGUUAAUUGGAGUUCUUUACUCCCAGAGAAGUUUAAGAAAGGGCACACUUAUAACAGUCCAACUUAUGGUACCUCUGAGCUAUCUAAAAAGUAUCCAGGGUUCCUAGAUGUGAGGGCAGCCCCUCUGUUGGCUGAGGACAACAAGUUGCGUAGUUUACCCUUGACCUAUGUCAUCACCUGUCAACAUGAUGUUAUAAGAGAUGAGGGAGUCAUGUAUGUCACCCGACUUCGGAAUGCUGGAGUUAGGGUGACCCAUAACCACAUUGAAGAUGGAUUCCAUGGAAUACUUUCUUUUUAUGGAUUGAAAAUUACAGAUAGAUUAAAAAAUCAGUAUCUGAGUUGGUUAAGUGAAAAUUUGUAAUGAAAAUCUCAACUGUGGUUUAUAAAAAUACGUAAGCCUCAAAUAGAAAACAAAUUAGAAGCAAAAGGUGGUGCUUAUAUUUCUUUUUAUUACUUGUGACCUUUAUAAGGUCCUCAUGGCCACUGUAGGGUUUUCUGGUGAUUGUUGGUUUCUGUUUUGUUUCUUUACUCCAUGGAUUCUUCUCUAUUCUAUAUCCUAAGUGUUGUUUACUCACCUCUGUAUCUUAGAAAAUAUCUACUGUAUCAUAUAUUCUUUUCUUGCUACUAAAACGCCUAAGAGAUCCUUGGCAUUAAUUUUGGCAUCCUAGUGCAGAAAUAGGCUUGCUGGCUUUAAGAAGUGAAUUUUAUAGUAGUAGGUGGCAAAUGUUGUAAACAGUUGGCACAUGAGUCUUAUUUGUGCCUACACGGCUGCUGCAGUGCUUUAAAUACAUCCCAGUAAAAGCUUUGGCAUUUCACAAGCCAGAUGUGUUUGUUUAAACCCUUUUCUCAAAGUAAUACUAUUCGACAAUAAAAAAAACUAAGGUGAUAAAUUAGAGCUAUAAGAAAUGAGUAACAGUUUAUUUGGAAAUAAAAUGGAUAUCAAAAAGCUAUUUGUUUUGAGAAAACAAGUUUCGAGGACUUAUAGAUUGCAAGACAAUGUAAAGCUACUGUAAUCAGGAUAGUGUGACAUUUCAAUGAGGAUAGGAAAGUAGAUGAUACAAUGGAGACCAGA
Molecule: messenger RNA, 1969 nt
Organism: Molossus molossus (Pallas's mastiff bat)
Lineage: Eukaryota; Metazoa; Chordata; Mammalia; Chiroptera; Molossidae
Product: arylacetamide deacetylase-like
Exons: 5
Coding region: 59-1258 (399 amino acids)
Biological process (GO): positive regulation of triglyceride catabolic process
Cellular component (GO): endoplasmic reticulum membrane
Molecular function (GO): triacylglycerol lipase activity; serine hydrolase activity
Source: RefSeq, a predicted model, not a curated record